GGUGACGACACUUCCUGUCAGGCUUGCCGGCAGUCGCGCGCGGCUGCAUCUCUAGAGGUUGGGGGUUCGGGCAGCCAUGGAGCACUCGGGGCCCAGCGAAGUGACAGGCGCUGACACGGCGGGACCCGACCCUCAGCUGGCGGUCACCAUGGGCUUCACAGGAUUCGGGAAGAAAGCGCGCACGUUUGACUUGGAGGCCAUGUUUGAGCAGACUCGAAGGACAGCGGUGGAAAGGAGCCGGAAAACACUGGCGGAACCAGUAUUUGGAAGGCUGGGCCAGAGGUGGCUGUCACCAUUGCUUGUUGACCCAGACAGUAUAGAACAUUGUGACAUACACUGAAUGUGGCUGCUGCUGAAUCCCUGCUUAAUGAGCUGUAGGAGAUACUUAAUUAAACCUUAUGCCCAGACUGGCUUUUCCAGAUGGUUGGCAGUCCUAGGUGUCACCUUAGGGUCUUCAGAGAACACUGGCCGUGUGUUUUCUGUGGAUCUAACUCAGAUCUCUCUUACACUAGAGGAGGAUCUGGAGUCUGGGAACAACUGGAGUUAAAUCAGUGCUGUGAUAGUACUUGUCGUGUUUGUUUAUUUUUAUUUUUUAUUUUUUUGCUUUUGUUUGCAGUUUUGAGACAGGGUCAGACUCUGUAAUCCUGGCUGUCUCUAUGUAGACCAGGUUGGCUUUGACUUCUGGCAGUGUGUCUCCUUCAGCCUCCUGAGUGCUGAGAUUAUAGGAAUGAAUACCCCAAUUCAGUUUUUUUUUUUUUUUUAAAGAUUUAUUUAUUUAUUAUGUAUACAACAUUCUCCCUGCAUGUGUGCUUGCAGGCCAGAAGAGGGCAUCGGAUCCCAUUACAGAUGGUUGUGAGCCACCAUGUGGUUGCUGGGAUUUGAACUCAGGACCUCUGGAAGAGCAGUCAGUGCUCUUAACCUCUGAGCCAUCCCUCCAGCACCCCAAUUCAGUUUUAAUGACAAAGGAGAUAUGGGAUCUUACUAGGUUACCUUGGGCAGUCUUGAACUCAUGCACCAAGUUAUCCUUCUGUCUUAGCCUCCUGAGCACCAGGUAUUUAGGAGUGCACUACUGUGCCCGGUACUUGGUUUUGGUUUCGAAAUGCUGACUUGUGGGGCUGGAAGGUGGCUCAGUGAUUAAGAACACUAGAUGUUCUUCUAGGGCACUGGGUGGAAUUCCCAGCAUCCACCUUAUGGCUUGCAACUCUUUGACCUCCAGUGCCUGGGGAUAUGAUUCCCUCUUCUGGCCUCCAUGGACACUGCACAUAUAUGUUACCCAGACAUACAUGCAGGCAAAAAGCAUUCAUACAUGUAAGAAUAAUAAAUAUGUAAAAGUUAAAAUGGUACAUCAUUUAGUAAUAACAUAUGCCAUAUGGUUUGUGAACUCGAAGCUAAUAUUAUUGGAAGUAAGCCUUUUUUUUUUGGUUCUUUUUUUCGGAGCUGGGGACCGAACCCAGGGCCUUGUGCUUCCUAGGCAAGCGCUCUACCACUGAGCUAAAUCCCCAACCCCUGGAAGUAAGCCUUUUUUGUGAGAUGUAAAGACAUCUAUGUGCAUAUAUUCAUAUAUACAUAUAUAGUUUUUUGAGACAGGAUCUCACUAAAACUUACCAUAGAGACUGAGCCGGCCUCUGUCUUACAGAAAUCUUCAGCCUCUGUUUCCCAAAGGCUGGGAUGAAAGAUGUUACUAAGCCGCUGCUCUACCUCCUUUUUUUAAGACAAGGUAGCCUAAAACUUGGUACGUAGGUUAAACUGGCUUCUAACUUAGAGAUCCACCUGCUUCUACCUCCCGAGUGGAUUAAAGGCCUGUAACACUAUGUCUGGCUGCUACUGCUGUUUUUGAACUUCAUUAUGAGAAAUUUCAAAACUAUAAAUAAUACUGUUUACAUAAUUCAUGGUUAGUGUUACUUUUUUAUGUUAUUGCCAUAAUGAACAUUUUUUAUUUGCUUUUCCUCUGAUUAUUUUGAAGCAAAUCUUAGCCACAUUGUCUCAUCAAUAUAUAAUAUCUUAUGUAAUAUCUAUAUCUUACCCCUCCUCCAUUCCCCCCACCUGCCCGUUUAUUGAAUCCAGUUCCUUGCAUGUGGUUAGGUAAGUCUCUACCGGUGAAGUACAUCCUUGCUCAUGUUUUUAAGACAGUCUUGUUAGGCAAGCCUCAAACUCUCAGUCAUCUUACUUCAGAUCACAGGGCUGUACCACCAUGUCUGGUAGUAUGUUUGUAUGUAUGUAUAUAUCUGCAAACAUGUAAAGCUAGAGGUGGUAGCAUGUCUGGUGGUAUAUGUAUAUAUCUGCUCUCAUGUAAAGCUAGACGUGGUGGCAUGCAUCUAAUCGCAGUGCUUCUAGAGCAAGAUGGGAGAUGAAGUCUGGAGACCCUGAAACUCAUGGGCCAGCUAGUCUGAUGUACUCAAUGGCAAAAGAAGAGUACUUGGCAACAAGGUAGAGGAUGAGCUGGGGGUAGGGGCGGAAAAAACAACUUAGUUCUUCUAAAAGGAUAAAGGAAACUUUUUCCUACUCAGUACUUGUAAUGACAGAUGUGGGAGAGUGUCUUACCAUAAAGUAAAUAGGUCGUCUAUUGGCAUCAAAUGAAGGUCCAGUAAUUUAGUUCUGUUCUGAUGUCAUCUACCUGGAGAUACUAUCGGCUUUCAAGUCUUUUUUUUUUUUUUUUCCUUUUUUUUUUUUUUUUUCGGAGCUGGGGACCGAACCCAGGGCCUUGCACUUGCUAGGCAAGCGCUCUACCACUGAGCUAAAUCCCCAACCCCUCGAGAUACUAUCGGAUUCCUCUACUUCAGAUGCUAAUCACAGAUUCCAGAGCGUGACCUUGUCUUUGAUUCUCUGGGAAGCAAUUAGGCUGCCUGUGGUGCAGCGAUUCAGUGGGUUUGGUGUGCGCCUUCUCUGUUUAAACCCACCCUGAGUGCUCAGCUGAUCUAGAUUCAUCACGCUAAUACUUUCUAGAAGUUCUUAAAAAAGAUUUAUUUAUUUUAAAUAUAUGAAUACACUAUUGUCCUGUUCAGACACACCAGAAGAGAGCAUUGGAUCCCAUUACAGAUGGUUGUGAGCCACCAUGUGGCUGCUGGGAAUUGAACUCAGGACCUCUGGAAGAGCAGUCAGUGCUCUUAAUCACUGAGUCAUCUCUCAAGCCCUCUAGAAGCUUUUAUAGAAUGAAUCUAUCCCACUUUUCCACAGAAGUGGGGCUAGCUAGGGACCUUCCCUAACUAGAGUGAUUUAAAUGUUCCUAGAUAGUUCCUAGUGAAUAACAAAAGACAGUUCUGUUACUCAGGAAAUGGGAAGGAUUUUAGGAGCUUUGGGGCAAAAUAAUGUAACAUUGUACUCCAGUACAUCAACUCUAAUGGUGAAAUAAAACCAAAAAAUUAUGCUAUCUUGAGUGUAUUUGGAAAUAAAGGUUUUAGUGGGUUUUUAUACUAUCAGAGCAUCUUGUGUUUAAGUGACUCAUAUAAAAUAUUUUGGACAGCAGGUUUUUAUUUACAUAAGGUAUGUCAUUUCUGACAACAUAGUUUUUUUUUUUUUAAAGAUUUAUUUUAUGUAUAUGAGUACACUGUAGCUGUCUUCAGACACACCAGAAGAGGGCAUCGGAUCUCAUUACAGAUGGUUGUGAGCCACCAUGUGGUUGCUGGGAAUUGAACUCAGGACCUCUGGAAGAGCAGUCAGUGUUCUUAACCACUGAGCCAUUUCUCCAGCCCAACAUAGGUUUUUAAUACACACUUGAGAUUAAAUUGAGUUUAGAACUCUAAUAAUUAUCUAUUUAUCUAUUAAUCAUCUAUUUAUAUACUUGUUUUUGAGGCACAGUUUCAUGUAGCUCACUCAGGCUGGCCUCGGAACUGAAUAGCCUUGACCCUACUGUGUGUACAUUUCAUGUGCUGGGAUUGCAGAGUGAUUCCAGUAAUGCACAGUUUUAUGUGGUGCAAGGGGUGAAAGUUGGGUCUAUAUAACUAACCCAAAUACUGCUUUAAACAAUAAUAAUCCUUAUUUGGAGAUGGUUUUAAAUGACUUUACCUAUUAGAGCUUGGCGUUAUAGGUUGGAGAACCUAGGUUUAAGAAGCAGCCCCACAUUCUACCGUCUGAGGAAAACUGGACAGGAUUUCAAAAUGUUUUGAUCCCUGUCAUGUGGGUAUGAUAUCAUCUACCUUAGCAAAUUUAUUGGGCAUUUUGCCUUGUAAAGUACUGUUUACAAAUCCUUUUAAAUUUCUGUUGGGUAUUCUUUUCUGAAGCACGUGAACAUACCACGUAAGAGGGGUUUUGAGGAAUUACUAGGUUUAUACAUUUAAAAAAGUUUGAGGAUAAAUUCAGUAUGUGGAACUUUGAUGGCCUAGUACCCUAGUCUUUGUUCAGUUUCAACUGUGGCUCUCCUGGCCUCAACAUGUGAAUCUCUAUUGAACAUUUAGUUGAAAAAGAAAAGAGAAAGUUCACCUUAGCUUUAGUAUGCUGUUUGGGAUAAUUUGUGUAUAUGCAGAAGCAAUCAAAUUCUGUGGGAAAUGAUUCAUUUUACGAGUUGUAAGAGUUUAUUUUUGUAUUUUUCCCAGCCUGGAGCAUUAAGUUAUAUUCAGAUUAUAAAAUUAAAGUUGAUACACAAUUUCA
Molecule: messenger RNA, 4584 nt
Organism: Rattus norvegicus (Norway rat)
Lineage: Eukaryota; Metazoa; Chordata; Mammalia; Rodentia; Muridae
Gene: Wdr70
Product: WD repeat domain 70
Cellular component (GO): U2-type catalytic step 1 spliceosome; spliceosomal complex
Molecular function (GO): enzyme binding
Source: RefSeq, a predicted model, not a curated record